This is a messenger RNA of Recurvomyces mirabilis, 2196 nucleotides long. RefSeq lists its product as uncharacterized. The transcript is spliced from 2 exons. The record is from RefSeq and is a predicted model, not a curated record. Gene Ontology annotation, molecular function: chloride channel activity. The coding region runs from base 1 to 2196 and encodes 731 amino acids. Gene Ontology annotation, cellular component: cortical endoplasmic reticulum. Lineage: Eukaryota; Fungi; Ascomycota; Dothideomycetes; Mycosphaerellales; Teratosphaeriaceae. Gene Ontology annotation, biological process: chloride transmembrane transport.
AUGGCGAAGAGUCAUGCUUUGAACAAUAAUUUGGGCGUGGACUAUGUUGUUGUGUAUCGCUUUGCUACGGCUGACAAGGCCAAGGCAACGGCACGCUUCGAAGACCUCAUCCGCCGUCUAGCAUCCGUAGGCCUCGCAUCCGAAGUCCGCAAUGGCGACAACCACUCCCUCCUCAUCUUCAUCCGCGUGACAAGCGAGCAGCACAUGUUUGGCGAAGUCUACCGCUCAAGAGUCAAAGACUGGAUCCAUGGUGCACGAUCCGCCGAGCCGUCGCGUGAGGUUCGACAGACGUUGGAGCAGGAUCCCAUGUCAGAGGCAGAACGGCUACGCAUCAUAUACCAACUCAUUACAAACCCUGAAUCGGAAGGAGGUGCGGGCAUCACACCGAAGAAGGGCGAGUGGGAGAAUGUGGAGUCCGUGUUUGCAUUACAUGAUCAUGUCUACAACAAAGAGUGGAUCAAGAAAUGGUCGACGCAAUGGCUGCUCAAACCAGAAGAUCUGGACGAGAUACGGAAUCGGAUGGGAGAGAAGAUCGCCUACUACUUUGCCUUCACCCAAGCAUACUUCACCUUCCUACUCUUCCCAGCCGGCUUCGGACUCUUCGCGUGGGCUUUCUUGGGCUACUAUAGCAGCAUCUACGCCAUCGUCUGCUCACUGUGGUGUAUCGUCUUUACCGAGUACUGGAAGCAUCAGGAAUUCGACCUGGCACUUCGGUGGAGCGUACGUGGUGUGAGUGCUAUUGAAAGCAAGCGACAUGAGUUCAAGCCUACGAAACAUGUGCAGGACACCUCGACGGGCGAGACGAUGGGCACGUUUCCAUCGCAAGACCGACUUCAGCGUCAAUUGUUGCAAAUACCGUUCGCCGCGGCGGCUGCAGUUCUGCUCGGAUCGCUCAUUAUAAUGUGUUUCGGUAUCGAGGUCUUCAUCUCAGAAGUCUACGAUGGGCCGCUCAAAUCUGUGCUGGUAUUCCUGCCUACUGUUAUUCUUACGACCUGCAUGCCACUGCUUAGCGGCAUGCUCACGAACUUUGCUACACAACUCAACGACUUCGAGAACUACGAAACACACUCACAAUACGAACGAGCACUGACAGCCAAGAUCUUCGUCCUCAACUUCAUCACUUCUUACCUACCUGUCUUCCUAACGGCAUUCGUCUACGUGCCCUUUGGCAGCGUCAUCGUACCUUACUUGGAUAUCUUCAGCUUAGCCGUCAAGCCCUUCGCUGAGAACGAGAAGCAAAUGACAGCACCGUCCGCGAGCCAGUUCAACAUCAAUCCCGGUCGACUACGCAAACAAAUCAUUUACUUCACUGUCACUGCUCAAAUCGUCGGACUAGGCAUGGAGGUCAUAGUCCCUUACCUUAAGAGGCAAGGCUUCAUCAAGAUCAAGCAGAUGCAGAGCCAGCGUGCUCAGCGCAAUGGCGGUAUUGUACCGUCAGCCGCAGCAGACGAUGCACCAGAGGAGAAGGAAUUCCUUGCUCGUGUUCGUGGAGAGGCGGAACUGGACGUCUACGACGUUACCGCCGAUCUGCGAGAGAUGGUCGUCCAGUACGGAUACCUCACGCUCUUCAGCGUGAUCUGGCCAUUAGUGCCGGUCAGUUUCCUCAUCAACAACUGGGUCGAGCUGAGGACGGAUGCUGUAAAGAUUUGUGUUGAGAUGCAGCGGCCUACACCAUGGCGAGCGGACUCGAUCGGUCCUUGGCUUGAUGCUCUGAGCUUCUUGACUUGGUUGGGGAGUAUCACGAUGAGUGCGCUUGUCUACCUCUUCAGCAACGACGGUCUCGGACCGGACGGCAGUCCACAAUCAAUCAAAGCCUGGGGACUCCUCCUCUCCAUCUUCUUCAGCGAACACAUCUACCUCCUCACACGCCAGGGUGUCGCCUUGGCGAUCUCAAAGAUUGACUCGCCUGGUCGACAAAAGGCCCGUAGGGAACGGUACCUCACGCGCCAAAAGCUCUUCGAGGAAUCGCUCGAUCAGACACAUAAGCUACCUACUUUGUCUGAAGUUGGCGAGAAGCCUUCACGCACCAGCCUGGAGGAGGAGGCACGACAGGGGAGUCUCAAGACAGCUUCUCCUGAAGAGAGAUUUUGGGCUAGGCAACAGGGGUGGCGGGAGAGUGCUCAGAUUGGAAGGGGAUAUAUUGAGAGGGCUGUGCCGGAUGAGAAGGAGAUGGCGAAGGAGAAGAAGGAGUUGUGA